AUGGUCAAGAAAUCGAAUGGUAUUGAAAAUCCUACAUUUGUAUUGAAUCACCAAUCAUCUGAAAUAAAUACUAGACAUGGAAUAAUAGUAACAACGAAAUUACAAGGGAUAGACGAAGUAGAUGACGAUGAGGAGGAAGAGGAAGAGGAUAAAAAUAAUUUAGGUUUUGAAAAAUUAUCUGGUGAAGGUCAUCGUAUUGGUUUAUUUGUGUUGAAAAUUCGUCAACGUUUAAGUCAACUGAUUGAAAAAGAAAAAACUAUAGCAAUUUAUGGAUUAAAAUUAAUCUUUAUAAUUGGUUUUAUAAUCUAUUUUGGAUUUGCAAUGAGUAAAAACUAUGGUACACCCGUUUUUCCUAUUCAUGGAAAUAUUUUUCGUGGAAAUUCUGGUUUUGCUUUAUUCUUUUUGGUAAUCUUUACGAUAUUUGUUAUUGCAUGGGAAAAAUUCAUUGGACGUUCUAUUGAACGUUUAUAUCAACAUAUUUCAACAUCAAUUGAAGAAAAUGAAACUUGGAUUACCAUUCGUAAUAUUAUAUAUAGAUUUUCUUGGAUUUGGCAUUGUUUAGUUUUUAUUGCUAUUGCUCUUUAUGUUGGCUUAACAGUAGAAAGAACUCGAAAUUAUAUUUCACUUAUUGGUAUUGUCACAUUGAUUUUACUUGGUACCAUCGGUUCAAAACAUCCCCAUCGAAUUCGCUGGAAAACAAUAUUUUAUUCAUUUGUUAUUCAAUUUCUUUUGGCUGCUGUUGUUAUACGUAGUGAAUAUGGUUUUCAAUUUUUUGAGUUUCUUGGAAAAGAAGUAUCAAAAUUUAUGCAUAAUGCUCAUAGUGGAGCAGUUUUUGUUUUUGGAAAAAAAUAUGAAGAACAUUUUUUUGUAUUUAAAGUUAGUUCAAUAAUUAUUUUUCUUGGAUCUGUAAUUAAUGUACUUUAUUAUUUGGGUGCUAUGCAAUACGUGAUUGGAAAAAUUGCAUGGCUUAUGCAAAAAUGUUUAAAUACAACUGCAGCUGAAUCAAUGAAUGCAGCUGCAAAUAUAUUUGUUGCAAUGAGUGAAGCGCCAUUAAUGAUUAUGCCAUUAAUACCUAAGAUGACAACAUCAGAACUUCAUGCUGUAUUAGUUGGUGGUUUUUCAACAAUGUCAGGGUCUAUUCUUGCUACGUUUAUUUUUUUCGGUGUUCCAGCAAAUCAUUUAAUUGCUGCUAGUGUUAUGGCUGCACCAGGUGCACUUGGAUUUGCAAAACUUUUAUUACCAGAAACACAUCAGUCAAAAACAACUUGGGAAACAGUAAAAAAUACUCCAUUACCAGAACAACAUAAUGUCAUUGAUGCUUUAUUAACUGGAGCAGGACAUACAUUAAAAAUCUGUGGUUUUCUCAUUGCAAAUUUAAUAGCAUUUAUCAGUGUUCUUCAUUUUGCUGAUACAGCUAUCUCAUGGUUGUUUAGUCUUAUUCAUCAUCCAGAAAUAAAUUUUCAAUUUUUACUUGGUUUACUUUUUUAUCCAUUUUCAAUCAUAAUUGGUAUCCCACUUCGUGAUUGCCUUGUGUCAUCCGAACUUAUUGGAAUAAAAAUAAGUUUGAACGAAUUUAUUGCUUAUCAAGAACUUGGCAAAAUACGGCAAUUGCGUAAUGAACUUAUAUUAAAUAAUACAUUUGCAUUAUAUUUAAAUGGUACAUUAACAUUACCAAAUGAUGUUCCUAUGUUAUGGGAUGAUAGUUCACCAAUUAUUUUAACUUAUGCUUUAUGUGGAUUUUCUAAUUUUGGUUCAAUGGGUAUUGCAUUAGCAACACUUGGAGUUUUUGCUCCUACACGAAAACGUGCUUUAACCAAAAUUGCACCACGAGCUUUAAUUGCUGGUAGUAUGGUUUCAUUAAUGACAGCAUCGAUUGCUGGUCUUCUUUAUGAUGCUCAACAUGUAACAAUACCAAGAAUAAAUUCGAAUUCUACAAGUGUAUAG
Messenger RNA from Rotaria sp. Silwood1, 1944 nucleotides. The record is from the annotation of a GenBank genome assembly. NCBI's taxonomy places the organism in Eukaryota, Metazoa, Rotifera, Eurotatoria, Philodinida, Philodinidae.